This is a messenger RNA of Colletotrichum destructivum, 1552 nucleotides long. Its product is annotated as Putative short-chain dehydrogenase/reductase SDR, NAD(P)-binding domain superfamily. The transcript is spliced from 4 exons. NCBI's taxonomy places the organism in Eukaryota, Fungi, Ascomycota, Sordariomycetes, Glomerellales, Glomerellaceae. The record is from RefSeq and is a predicted model, not a curated record. Bases 203 to 1189 code for a protein of 328 amino acids.
CACCAUCUUGCCAGUCUGCCAUCUGCAGAUACUUUUAGCUUGUGUAUUAAUGACGUCGACUUCCUCCUCUGCUACAGACUCAGACUCCCCUUAUACGCCCUCUUACACUCUUCCUCUCACCCUGGCUCAUUGUGUCACAGCGUGCACGCCUAGAAAUUGAUACGGCCUGCCUUCAGGCCCUGAUUCAAGGGAUAUCAACAAGAUGCUUAACCCCUUCAGCAUCUUCACUCAGGCCUUUCCUCCGCGGCCGCAGUUCACUGAGAAGGACAUUCCCGAUCUCUCCGGAAGGGUAUGCAUCGUAACGGGAGCAAACACUGGAGUUGGCAAGGAAGUCGCGCAGAUCCUCUACUCGAAAAAUGCCACCGUCUACGCCACCUCCCGCUCGGAAGACAAGGGCCGCGCCGCCAUCGCCGCCAUCAAGGAGGCCGUGCCCAGCUCGACCGGGAAACUGGACCUCCUGACUCUGGAUCUGGCUGACCUGACCACCAUCAAGCCUGCCGUUGAUGCCUUCCUGACCAGAGAGUCCCAGCUCCAUCUCCUCAUCAACAAUGCCGGCGUCAUGAUGCCGCCCCAGGGGAGCAAAUCCGCCCAGGGCUACGAGCUGCAGCUGGGGACGAACUGUGUCGGCCCGUUCCUCCUGACCAAGCUGCUCACCCCGACGUUGGUGCAGACGGCUAAGACGGCGCCCAAGGACAGUGUUCGCGUUGUGUGGGUGUCGAGCUCGGCUGCCGAGGUUCUCUCGCCAUACCCUGCCAUUGACAUUGACAACCUCGACUACUCUAAAAGAGAUAGGAUCAAGGAACUCAAAUACGGAAUCAGCAAGGCCGGCAACUAUUUCCACUCGACCGAGUUUGCCAAGCGGCACAAGGCCGACGGCGUCAUCAGCCUGGCUCUGAACCCCGGCAACCUCUCGUCGGAGCUGGAUCGCCACAUCACGGCCUUGAUCCCGACACUAUUCAGAAAGGCCACCACCUACCCCGCCAUCAACGGCGCGUAUACCGAGCUCUUUGCCGCGCUCUCUCCCGAUGUGACAAUUGAGAAGACGGGUGAUUGGGUUGUGCCAUGGGGCCGCUUCUACGCAAUCAGGGAGGACCUCGUACAGGGCUCCAAGUCGCGCGAAGAAGGGGGAACUGGGCUUGCCGAAGACUUUUGGAAGUGGACGGAGCAACAGGUGGAGAAAUACUUCUGAAGGACGAGAACCACUAUGAAGGCACAUAGACAGCGUCGUUAAGAUACCAAACUUAGAUCUUUCAGUUUUACAAUCGCCCAAGGGGGUAUUUUGUCAUCAACGGGGACGGGGUUUGCUUGAUUCAUUUCCAAUAGAUCUGAUUGAUUCCUCGGGGUCACAAGUGGCAAGUGGAACACAAUUUUGUACACUGAAGACUACAUUCAAAAAUAGCUCCAUAUUAGGCACAGUGACUAUUCUUAUGUGCAAAACAUAAAAAAACAACCAUAUGUACAUCAGAAGUGGUCUUCUCUCGGUUCGGAAACCCUAGACCCUGCAGCCGCUUGGAGAGCUCCAGGCGCUAACAUCCCUCAUUUCGUCAGUUGC